This is a messenger RNA of Spathaspora passalidarum NRRL Y-27907, 2499 nucleotides long. It is a transcript of the gene XYL1.2, whose product is annotated as xylose reductase. The record is from RefSeq and is a predicted model, not a curated record. Gene Ontology annotation, cellular component: cytosol. Gene Ontology annotation, molecular function: aldose reductase (NADPH) activity. The transcript has a single exon. NCBI's taxonomy places the organism in Eukaryota, Fungi, Ascomycota, Pichiomycetes, Serinales, Debaryomycetaceae. The coding region runs from base 53 to 1006 and encodes 317 amino acids.
AUUACUACUUACAAGUAAAACACACCCAAACAAACAAACACAAUACAAUAAAAUGUCUUUUAAAUUAUCUUCAGGUUAUGAAAUGCCAAAAAUCGGUUUUGGUACUUGGAAGAUGGACAAGGCCACCAUUCCUCAGCAAAUUUACGAUGCUAUCAAGGGUGGUAUCAGAUCAUUCGAUGGUGCUGAAGAUUACGGUAACGAAAAGGAAGUUGGUCUUGGUUACAAGAAGGCUAUUGAAGACGGUCUUGUUAAGAGAGAAGAUCUUUUCAUUACCUCCAAGUUAUGGAAUAACUUUCAUGACCCAAAGAAUGUGGAAAAGGCUUUAGACAGAACUUUAGCUGAUUUACAAUUAGAUUACGUCGACUUAUUUUUAAUUCAUUUCCCAAUUGCUUUCAAGUUUGUUCCAUUAGAAGAAAGAUACCCACCUUGCUUCUACUGUGGUGAUGGUGACAACUUCCAUUAUGAAGAUGUCCCAUUAUUGGAAACCUGGAAGGCUUUAGAAGCCUUGGUUAAGAAGGGUAAGAUUAGAUCACUUGGUGUUUCUAACUUCACUGGUGCUUUGUUGUUGGAUUUACUUAGAGGUUCUACCAUUAAGCCAGCUGUUUUGCAAGUCGAACAUCAUCCAUACUUGCAACAACCAAGAUUAAUUGAAUUUGCUCAAAAGCAAGGUCUUGUUGUCACUGCUUACUCUUCAUUUGGUCCUCAAUCUUUCACUGAAUUGAACCAAAACAGAGCUAACAACACCCCAAGAUUGUUUGACCACGAAGUUAUCAAGAAGAUUGCUGCUAGAAGGGGCAGAACUCCAGCUCAAGUUAUCUUAAGAUGGGCCACCCAAAGAAAUGUCGUGAUUAUUCCAAAAUCCGAUACUCCAGAAAGAUUGGUCGAAAACUUGGCUGUCUUUGACUUUGACUUAACUGAAGAAGAUUUCAAAGAAAUUGCCGCCUUGGACGCUAAUUUGAGAUUUAAUGACCCAUGGGACUGGGACCAUAUUCCAAUCUUUGUUUAAAUUUAAUGUUUUGUUUAGAUUUUAUAGUUUUCACGAUUGUUGCACCGAUUGAAUGAAUUUUUGAUGAAUAUUAUACUUAUAACCAGCAAGGUCAACGGUUCUUUUUACUAUUGAUAUAUAAACUAGAAAAAUACAUAUAAUUUUUUUUACAAAUCUAGAUCGAAUCUAAUACUGCUUCUCUUCCUAAUACCAACAAUUUCAAUCUGGAAACAAAAUCAUCACGUUCUAAAUAUGCACCACACAAUCUUCUCUUGCCUGUGAAUUCGCUUCUAGAAUGGAACACUCUCCAAUUAUCGAAAAUCAAACAUUGGCCAGGUUUCAUUUGAUACCAAAAUUCAUUCUUUGGAUCACUGAUAAUGCGGACCCAAUCUUUGAUAGCCUUAUAGAAACGAGGAACAUCAUCAGGAUUAUCCCAGUUAUCCAUGGUUGAUCUAUCACUUUGAUUCCAUCUCACCUGGACUAAAUUACCUUGACUGUCGAGUUUAAACACUGGUUGAGGGACAUCUGGUUGAAUGCAAACCUUUUCUUCACCGGCAGAAUGAGCAGGGACGGGGAUCCGGCAGAGUAAUUCAUAGCUGUCAGGAUAUUCUUCUUUCAAGAUCUGGGAACAUUUGAAUGCGUCCACUAAUGAAGUUGUACCUCCAGUACCGUCAUGGAACAAGAGAUGGAAUAAUUGUAAUCCUGGAGAAUUAGACCAAUAAGUUCCAUCAGUAUGAGAACUAAUAUCGAAGUUUGUGUAUGCGGUAUCAGCCUUGGCCAAAUCAGAAGUGAAAUCCCAAAAUCCCCCAUAAUGGGUUGGUCUUAUAUAAUUCAAUUGUUCACAUAAUUUUUCAGUGUCUUCAGGGGUCACUGGAACAUUAUUGAUUAAACAGAAUCCAUAUUUCCAGAGUUUCAAACUCCAAUCCUUAAUAGCCUCUUCAUUAUCGGUUUCUUCAGAAGAAUUCAUGACAUUGGAGUACUCAACUUGAGGCAAGUCAUUCUCAAUAUCGGCCACUUGCCAUAACUGGCGGCUUAAUAGCUCGGUUUCUCCUUUUAAUUUCUUCAGUAAUGGAAUUAAACGUGGAUUAUAGGAGUGAACUCUUAACCAAUGGAAAUCAUAAGUUGAUAAAUGAUCUUCUUGAUUCCAUACAAUGUCAAUAUCAGAGUUGCCCACGGUGACGUUCUUGGGUGCAAUGUGAUCGUCGAUAGUUGCAGCACUGGCAAGUUUUUGUUUAGUUGUAGGAAAGUAACAUGUUGAACAAUGGCAAUUGUCGCGGAGCCAAAUAUAGUGAUAUUUGGAAGUUUUUCCGUCGGACCAAGUAAGUUCAAGUUGGUCGUUUCCUUGAUUGGUUGCAGUUACUGUAAAGUUCAUAAUAAAUGAAUUGAUUCGUGGAGUAGAAACACGUUGAGUCAGAGUAAUCCUUUUUUCUUUUUUUUUUCCGCCUUUUAAAUGAAUCAUUUGGUUGAUUGGUCUACCCCACACUCGGUCGGCUCUUUCUGUUUAUGGAAUCUUU